Molecule: messenger RNA, 2265 nt
Organism: Periophthalmus magnuspinnatus
Lineage: Eukaryota; Metazoa; Chordata; Actinopteri; Gobiiformes; Gobiidae
Product: coagulation factor XIII A chain-like
Exons: 18
Coding region: 1-2265 (754 amino acids)
Biological process (GO): peptide cross-linking; blood coagulation, fibrin clot formation
Molecular function (GO): protein-glutamine gamma-glutamyltransferase activity
Source: RefSeq, a predicted model, not a curated record
AUGGGUUUUCUCUGCAGGGCGGCUCGGCGCUUCCUUAGAGAUAGGGACAGAAUCAUGUCUCGUGAGAUCUACAGCAAGGGACGCUUCAACCAACCGGUGGACGCGACAAACCUUUUCGACAAUGACAAACACAUUCUUCCAGAGUUUGAGCCGUUUGACCACGCCGACGCCACGCCCCGAGCAAACCCAGGAAGUCCCCUGGUAGUGCAAGACGUAGACCUGAGUAAGUCGAUGAACAUUGCCAAUCACCACACGGGGAUGUACAUCACAGAGACGCUCGUGGUUCGCCGUGGAGACCCCAUCUUCCUGAAACUCACCUUCAACCGACCAGUCACAGCGCAGGACAACUUCCAGGUCCAAUUCCGCAUUGGAGCAAACCCAAACCCACUCCGUGAUUCUCUGGUCUCAGUCUUGUUCUCGGGCCUGGUUGCAUCUGGUCCCUGGGAGGCAUCUGCGUCUGAACAGCAGGGGGCGCUUAUGCUCCAAGUGACCCCGGCCCCGAACGCUGUGGUUGGUCGAUACCGUGUGGUGGUGGCUGUGGCUCUGGCCAAUGGACUCCAGUACACAGGACCUGAGUUACAGCCUAGCCUGUACCUGCUGUUCAACCCCUUCAACUCACGUGACACUGCAUUCCUGGAGUCCGGUCAUGAGGAGUAUGUCAUGAACGACUCUGGAGUGAUCUGGAUUGGAUCCCUCAACAGCGAAUAUCCCAGACCCUGGAACUACGGACAGUUUGAGCAGGGCGUGCUGGAGGCCUGUAUCUACAUCAUGGACAAGUCUCAGCUCCCAAUCUCCGACAGAGGAGACCCUGUGAAGGUCGUGAGGAUGGCCUCUGCCAUGAUUAACUCUCAGGACGAUAAUGGUGUCCUGGUGGGUAACUGGAGUGAGGACUUCUCGAUGGGGAAGUCUCCGAUGUUUUGGACGGGUUCAGUCCAGAUCCUGCAGCAGUACCACUCCACAGGGGUCCCAGUGUCAUACGCCCAGUGCUGGGUCUAUGCCGGAGUCCUCAACACCUUCAUGAGGUGCUUGGGUUUAGCCUCUCGUGUGAUCACUAACUUCUCGUCGGCUCACGACAAUGAUGGAAACCUGAAGACUGACCUGAUCUUUACCUCAGACAUGCAGCCAGACAGCAGGCACACCAGGGACUCUAUAUGGAACUAUCACUGCUGGAAUGAGGUGUACCUCAGGAGGAUGGACAUCCCCGAGGAGUUCAGCGGUUGGCAGGUCAUCGACUCCACACCCCAGGAAACCAGCGAUGGAAACUACCGCUGUGGCCCGGCGUCUGUCAAAGCCAUCAAGAUAGGCAAAGUCUGCUUCCCCUUUGACGGGCGGUUUAUCUUCGCUGAGGUGAACAGUGAUGUCCUGUACCACACUCGGGACAGAUAUGGAAAGCUGAGCCUUCAAAAAGUUGACAAGAAACUGAUCGGACAGAAACUGGUCACAAAGUCCCCCCACGGGAACUACCAAUUGGACAUUACCUUGGAGUACAAAUACAACGAGGACUCUGUUGAGGGACAGAGGGGAAAUGAGGAGGCGCUGGCGACAGCAGAGAGUUUCGGCUGCAGCAGAGAGAACAGACAAGUCCUGCCCGCUUCAGUGAGUGUCAUCAUCAACGCCAAGAAGGGGUAUGUGGGUCGUCCUUUGGAGGCGCAACUGGACAUUGUGAACCCAUCAGGCUCCUUGCUGCAGACUCAGGUGCUGGUUUUUGUGGAGACCACUUACUACACAGGUGUGAGGUCACACGAGGUGCACAAGGAGAACUACAACCUGGACCUGCCCGCCAACUCCACCCAGAAGAUGACGUUGUCCGUGCCCCCUGAGGAGUACAUGCCAUUCCUGGGGUCACAACCCAACCUAAAGAUCACAGUGUCCGUCAAACUUCCCCAGAACGAGAUGGUGACUGAGUCUGCUGUCGUCAGUCUGGAGGUGUUAUGGCUAAAUAUACAGGCAUCCUCUCCAGUGUACAUGGGACAGAAAGGCACCAUCUCUGUGUCCUUCAACAACCAGCUGGACGUGCCUCUGAUCCGGCCCACACUUGUACUGGAGGGCCCAGGACUGCUCCCCCUGAAGACCAAGGACUUUGAAACGGUUGAACCCCGUGGUUUACUGAAGUGGGAGGUGGAGUUUUAUCCUUAUUCACUCGGACCCAAAACACUCUCUGCUGUGCUGCUCUCCAACAACUCCGCCAUGCCACCUCACUGUGACUGUAGGAGGGACUGGAAGGAAGUGCCUUACCCAAAGACACAUGUGUUCAGGCAGAGCUAG